AUGCCCAUUGAAAAUGAUAAUCUUGAUAGUGUGCCAAUUGUUGAUGAAGUUAAUAAUGAUGAUGAUGCCGAUGAUGAUGAUGAUGAUGAUAAUGGUCCUAGAGAUAGUUUGAAUAGACGUUUUACGGCUAAUUUGUAUACUAGAGCUUUAGCAAAUGGAGAGGUGUGGGAUAGAGAUUGGCUUGUUUAUUCGAAAGAGCUUGAUAGAGUAUUUUGUUUUUGUUGUAAAGUUUUUAAAAAUGGGAUUGUUAGGGGACAAUUAGCAAAUGAGGAUUAUAGUGAUUGGGAGAAAUUGUACGAAGAUAGCAAUGGAAACUUUUUGGGUUUGAUUGAAAUGUUAGCUGAAUUUGACCCAAUCAUCCAAGAACAUGUUAGACGUGUUACAACUCAAAAAGUUCAUAUUCAUUAUCUUGGGCAUAACAUACAAAAUGAGUUGAUUUCAUUGCUUGGUUCUGCAAUUAAAAUUGAAAUCAUUAGAAAAAUCAAACAGGCAAAGUAUUUUUCAGUGAUACUUGAUUGUACUCCUGAUGUUAGUCACCAAGAGCAGAUGUCUUUGAUAAUAAGAUAUGUGGAUAUUUCUUCAGCUUCUGUUAGUAUUGAGGAAUCAUUUUUAGGAUUUUUGAAUGUGAAUGAUACAAGUGGUCAGGGGCUUUUUGAUGUUUUACAAAAUGAAUUGAAAGAACUUGGUCUCGAUCUAUUUGACGUGAGAGGGCAAUGUUAUGAUAAUGGGUCCAAUAUGAAAGGAAAACACCAAGGUGUGCAAAAGAGAUUAUUAGACAUAAAUUCGAGAGCCUUUUAUACUACUUGUGGUUGUCAUAGUCUUAAUUUGACAUUGUGUGAUAUGGCUAACUCUUGUAUUAAAGCUAUGAAUUUUUUUGGAGUUGUUCAACGCAUUUAUACAAAAUCAUUGUCAUCCACUCGUUGGGAGAGUCGUGUAGAAAGUGUCAAAGCUAUAAGAACUCAAAUGUUAGAAUUUACAGAAGCUUUACUUGAAGUGUCAGAAAAUGAUCUUGAUCCUAAAAUACAAAAUGAAGUUAAAUCCUUAGCAACAAAUGAGCUUGGUGAUUUUGAGUUUUUAAUGGCUAUAAUUAUUUGGUUUGAAAUAUUAUCUGCAAUUAAUUCUGUUAGCAAGCUUUUACAGGAAAAGGAUAUGCUUAUUGAUGUUGCUAUGCAAAAAAUUAAGGAGUUAAUUUCGUAUUUUGAGGGAUAUAGAGAAACAUGUUUUUAUAAGUUAUUCAUUAACGCUAAGGAAAUUGAGGUGGAAUUGAAUAUUGCCCAAAUAUUUCCUCAAAGGCGUAUAAUUAGAAGAAAAAGGCAAUUUGAUGAGAAUUUGAAUAUCCUAUCAGUCGAGCUAUCAGAAGAAGAAUCAUUCAGGGUUAAUUAUUUACUUUACCUUGUUGAUCAAGCUGUUGUUUCUCUUAAUAAGAGGUUUGAGCAAUACCAAGAGUAUGAAAGUAUUUUUGGUUUCUUGUUUACUUCUCACAAGUUACAAUCAUUAGAUGAUGCAACUUUGAAGUCUUGUUGUACUAACUUUGAGCAGGCAUUGAAACAUAAUGAGCAAUCUGAUAUUGAUGGGAAUGAAUUUUUUGCAGAGUUGAAGUUACUAAGAGAAAUGUUGCCUGAAGGAACCAUAAGACCUACUGAUAUAUUAUUAUUAUUUUUAAAAGGAUUGGAUUGUUUUCCUAAUACAGUUAUUGCAUAUAGAAUCUUAUUGACUAUUCCUGUGACAGUUGCUUCAGCAGAAAGAAGUUUUUCAAAAUUGAAAUUGUUAAAGACUUACUUGCGGUCUACCAUGUCACAAGAAAGGCUUAAUGGAUUGGUAUUAAUAGCUAUUGAAAAUGAUAUUUUGGAGACAAUAAAAUAUGAAGACUUAGUUGACUAUUUUGCUUCAAAAAAUGUUCGUAGGAAGACUCUUUUUAUCUGUGAGGAAUGUGGAAACACUGAAAGUUUGUUUAGCGAAGGGUUACGUCCCUACUUUUACAAUCCAAAUGGAGAUGAUGGUGGUGGUGGUCUUCAAAGAUUAAUGACUGUUGCUCAAAGUGGUCACAAAGCAGCAAAUGUGUAUGGUAUGAUAACGUUGUCUUCAGAAAAUGAUGAUUCAAGAAAAGAAGGAAUUGAACAUUUGCGUCCUGUCCUCUAA
Lathyrus oleraceus (garden pea) is the source of this 2139-nucleotide messenger RNA. RefSeq lists its product as uncharacterized. Bases 1 to 2139 code for a protein of 712 amino acids. The transcript is spliced from 4 exons. Gene Ontology annotation, molecular function: protein dimerization activity. The record is from RefSeq and is a predicted model, not a curated record. NCBI's taxonomy places the organism in Eukaryota, Viridiplantae, Streptophyta, Magnoliopsida, Fabales, Fabaceae.